CGCCGCGAUUCCGAUCCCGAUGGUCCGGAAUACUUUGUCCGAAUGGGGAGGGGAAAAAAAGAGACAUUAGGCAGUAAAAUUCCAGAGAUGGUGUGAGAGAGUGAAUAAGGUGGAGUGAACCAAGGGCAAGCCUAUAAACCAUCCUCUUCUCUUUGUAGUGUAAAAUGGGUAUCGACCUUAAGAAGCACCACGUCAAGAACUCCAACCGUACUGCUCCCAAGUCUGACAACGUCUACUUGGCUUUGUUGGUCAAGCUCUACCGCUUCCUUGCUCGUCGUACCGAUGCUGAAUUCAAUAAGGUCGUCUUGAAGCGUCUCUUUAUGUCUCGCAUCAACCGUCCUCCUGUCACUGUCUCUCGUCUGGUCAAGAACAACAAGGAAGGCAAGACAUUGGUUGUUGUUGGUUCCGUCACUGAUGACUCCCGUCUCUUGGAAGUCCCCAAGCUCUCUGUUGCUGCUCUUCACUUCACCAAGACCGCCAAGGCUCGUAUCUUGAAGGCUGGUGGUGAAGUCUUGACCUUGGAUCAAUUGGCUCUCCGUGCUCCUACUGGUUCCAACACCAUCCUCGUCCGUGGUGCCAAGAAUAACCGUGAAGCCGUCAAGCACUUUGGUAUGGGUCCUCACAAGAACAAGAAGCCUUAUGUUCGCUCCAAGGGACGUAAGUUUGAACGUGCUCGUGGUAAGCGUGCUUCUCGUGGUUUCAAGGUUUAAAAACUUUUUGUUUCCUUUCUUGCUCUUUUGUCUCCCCCCCUCUUCUUCGCUCCCUUUUUUAUAAUAAAAUAAAAUUAAAAGUUGUAAAGUUUGAAGGUGUAAGCUUACAUAAAAGUCAUGAAAGGACCUCUGUUCGUUUUUUUUUUGUCUUGAAAAAAUAUACGCGUUUUCCUUUGCAUAAAGUAAAAAUUCAAUCCCCUCCCUACUCCACCC
Mycotypha africana is the source of this 923-nucleotide messenger RNA. Its product is annotated as 60S ribosomal protein L18-B. Gene Ontology annotation, biological process: translation. The record is from RefSeq and is a predicted model, not a curated record. The transcript has 3 exons. Gene Ontology annotation, molecular function: RNA binding; structural constituent of ribosome. Gene Ontology annotation, cellular component: ribosome; cytosolic large ribosomal subunit. The coding region runs from base 165 to 710 and encodes 181 amino acids. Lineage: Eukaryota; Fungi; Mucoromycota; Mucoromycetes; Mucorales; Mycotyphaceae.